Messenger RNA from Pieris macdunnoughi, 264 nucleotides. The record is from the annotation of a GenBank genome assembly. NCBI's taxonomy places the organism in Eukaryota, Metazoa, Arthropoda, Insecta, Lepidoptera, Pieridae.
AUGCAAAGAGACAGCCCAGACGAUCUGCAUUCCCCUUUGCGGUGUGGGCCAUCGAGUCAUCCUCCAGUGCAGGCAUGGAAUGGAGGGCUGACAAAAAUUACCUUGGACAGUUUUGUGGACAGGUGUCAGUCAAUGACAGAGGCCUUUUGUGCUAGUUGCCGCUUCCGACUGAUGACACCGCGCCACCACCUGCUGGAGCUAGGCCUGAUCCGCGGCAGGACGGUGCAGAGAGCUCCACCUGGCUCACAUGUUACGGUAGAAUAA